GGUGUAAACACGUGGUGUAAGCAACUGCCACAAUGGCAGAUUUAACAAAGAUUACUCCGUUGUUUUUCUUGCUCCUACUUUGCAAAAAGUCAAUUACUGUUGAGAAUGAAUCGAAGGAGGAACUAGUCGAGUCUGAGUCAAAAGACGGGAACCUUGAAAUAAUCAAACAAAUUAAGAAAGUCAAUGAUGAUGGAUCGUACACUAUAGGUUACGAAGCCGAUGAUGGAUCGUUCAAAAUUGAGAGUCGAGACGUUUUAGGGAAUAUUAAAGGAACUUACGGGUUUAUAGACGACUCAGGACAAAUUAAAAGAGUGUCUUACAGUACCAGUAAUUCUAGUGAAGUUUUACCAAAACCGGAUUUACCAUCCGUUGUCCAACGAAUUCCAAAGACAAAUCGUACUCAAAUCUACACUUCGUCGACUAAACGUCCUUUUUAUUCCACGACUCAGUCAACUCCGACCAGCACAACAGCUCUUCAAAGACUUGCCAAAUUAAGAAGCCAAUCAACCACAACCACCGAGAAACCCAACUACAGCGAAGUUGUUAAUAUGGAGAGCGAAAUUGUCAAAACGACAAGCAAACCUCACAUAGUUUACCCUAGUUCAACCCCAAGGAUUUUGCUACAAGGUAGAUCAACAGUCAGAUCGACUGUUGCAACACACACACAAACACAAAAAUCUGAAGGUCAGUUAAUUAGACCGGAAGUUGUAACAGCUAGACCAACAGAAUUGCCAUUGUUUCGACGACUUGCCUUAAAACACCCACUUUUGAAUGAUGACAAACAUGUGGACCAAUCUGAAGGCAGGAGUAACAUUUUGAGGAGACAAUUGUCGCAAGAGAAGUCGAAUUUUGAUCCCCAACAACACGUUUUUAUGUUACAACAAGCUCUAGGUAGUGAUGCUACUGAUGUAUAUAGUGGUUCGGUUACCACUGGGACUCCUAGACCUUUGUUUACGACGACGUCGCGUCCUAGAGCUCUUUUAAGUACCACCACAACUCCAACAGUGGUUUCAAGACCAACAAUACGAUAUCCUGUCAAUUACCAAAGAAAUGUUUUGCAAGACUUAGAAAGUAAUACUCAGGAGUAUGCUCAAGAAACGACAACGACUGAAGCAACAGUGAAUGAUGCUACACCAACUUCAGUUCCGGUGGUGCAAAUCCCGGCUAAUAGAGCCACUCAGGAUCCUCUCGUUGCAAUUAGACACCCUUUCCAAAGAGGUACUAUUUUGGUACCUUUGAGUCAAUUGCAAGGAAGAGUGGUUCCAGUUGAUAUAAAUGAUAAUCAAUACGAAUAUGUCAAAGAGACGACCCCAAAACCGGUUGAACCACGACCAAUUUAUGUAAGGAGGUUACCACCACCUCAUUUUAGACCAAUUCCGGUUCAAGUUGACGAAAAUGGUUUUAUUCGAGAAGUGCAAAGACAACCAAAUCAACCAGUACCAUACCCAGUUCCAGUUCCCGUAGCACCACCCCAUGAGGUAGACAAUGACAUUGACGAAAUUAGUCCUCCUGUUAGUACCAGAGAUUUCCAGAAGCUUUUGCACCAACUCAUUUUGAGACAAACCCGAUUGGAACGUAUCAGUGCUUUGACUGACCCUCGCCGCCACCCAGAGUACUACCAACAGCGCUAUCGACCAGUCUAUCGCCCAACACCUGUCCCAUAUUACCAACAAAACGGCCCUGUACAAUUUUUACAAGACGAAAAUUUGCAACAAAGACAAAGACAAUACGUCCAUAUCCCCAGUGACCAACAAGUUGCAAUUCGUCAACAGCAACGCCAAGACCAGGAAGUUUACAACCAAAAUGGACAGUCUUACAUCCCCACAAGACGGGUGGCAAGACUGUUGCAACCAGGUGAAGAACAACGUCAAGAGAACAAAGAGGAGUAUCUUCCUCCAGAUGUCCGAGAAAUGCUCUUGUUGAGGAUGCUUCAACUUGCCAUAAAUCCAGCAUUGCCGUUGAGCGAAGAUGAGAUGGGGCAAGGUACCACUCCAGUACCACAAUACAAGAAAGUUCCAGUGCGAAAUGUUGAAAUCUUGGGGGAGGAACCCGAAGAGAAACGACCUGGGAGGAGUAAAAGGUACAAAGAACCACAUAUGGAUUAUUACGAACAAUAGUUGCGUGUUGGUACCAUUUGCUAUCUUAAUAUUUAUGGGACAAUGUCAGUUUUUAUUGCAAAAAUGCAAAAUUAUGUAAAGUAGGUAUUAAAAUCAUCUUAGUUCACAAUCAUGCAAGUAUUUAUUAGCAUGCUCAUUAUCAUUACCUACUUAUCAAAAUUAAGGGUAAUGCACGACUUGUGUUAUCUAAUUUAGUUUUCAAUUUUGUAGCAAGCGCAAUGUUUGGUGAUAUUUUUGUACAUAUUUAUUGUUCAUUUUUUACUUAUUUUGUAUUUAGUUAGGCCACUGUAUAAUUAAUAGAUUGCAUGCUUCAAUUAUGUAAAUAUUGCGCAACCAUUACCAAAGAUGUGAAUACUUUACGUGGGAACUUAUCUACAUGUCGUUUCUUUUUGAACUGUUCUAUUAUUACAAUAAAACAAUUAAU
Molecule: messenger RNA, 2541 nt
Organism: Tribolium madens (black flour beetle)
Lineage: Eukaryota; Metazoa; Arthropoda; Insecta; Coleoptera; Tenebrionidae
Exons: 2
Coding region: 33-2117 (694 amino acids)
Cellular component (GO): chitin-based extracellular matrix
Molecular function (GO): structural constituent of chitin-based larval cuticle
Source: RefSeq, a predicted model, not a curated record